Molecule: messenger RNA, 355 nt
Organism: Musca vetustissima
Lineage: Eukaryota; Metazoa; Arthropoda; Insecta; Diptera; Muscidae
Exons: 2
Coding region: 53-355 (100 amino acids)
Biological process (GO): tRNA 5'-leader removal
Cellular component (GO): ribonuclease P complex
Source: RefSeq, a predicted model, not a curated record
UAAAAUUAUUAAUAAAAAUAAUAUCAACAAGUUGCCUGGAUGCAACUGAAUUAUGAAUAGUUACAUAUAUUUAGACGUUGAAUUGAAACUAAAAGAAGAAUCAUCAGCUGUAUUGACACCGGCAUAUUUUCAAGGAAGCAUUGAAACAUCAUUGACUGAGUUUUUUGGUGAAAUUGGUGGACAAACAGAAUUGGAGCUGCAAAAAUUUGAUUGUUCACAAAAGCGUGGCAUUUUGAAAGUACCCAAAGAAUUUGCAGCAAAAACAAAAGCUGCCAUUACCCUUAUUGGACGUUUCCAAGAUAUACCUUGUCAUUUUGCAAUCCUUAAGACUUCUGAGAAACGUUUGGAAUUAUAA